CGGGCCGGGGCCGAGCGGCCGCGCUGGGCAGCGGCACCCGCCGGGAAUGGGGCCCGCGCCGGGGCCCCCCCGACACGAUGCUGCUCGGCAGGAAGCCGGACGGGCCUCUCGCAGCGGCCAGGAUUGGAGAUGGAUUAUACGACUCCUAUAUGAGGAUAGAUGAGUGUAGAUACCCAGAGCCUACAAAUGAAGAACGGAGCCCUUCGGGACUUCCUUCCCUUUCAAGACCUCAUGUUUCUAUCAACAAACUUAUAAUGAAGGAUCACCCUCUGGCUGGGAAUCAGGUCAAAGUGGAGCAGUUAUUUGAGGACUCUGGCAACAGAAGGAGCAGCACUCUUCAGUCUGCAGGCCUUACUCCAGAAAGAUCUCUCCCUUCCCUGACAAAAGAGAAAACCCUAGAGAGCCUGGGUGCUAGAGGCAGUGGAAGCUCCUUGAAAUCACAUAAAGCCGUCUCCCAAGCUCCAGAGGAAGCUGUCAAACAGUUCAAACAUCUGCUAUCAGCUUAUGAGCAGCAGGAGAUCUUCAGUUUCUCUGAGAUUUACUUUGUGGGGCCAUCUGCCAAAAAGAGGCAGGGGGUGGUCGGCGGCCCCAACAACAGCGGCUACGACGACGACCAAGGCAGCUACAUCCACGUGCCCCACGACCACCUGGCUUACAGGUAUGAGGUGCUCAAAAUCAUCGGCAAGGGCAGUUUUGGACAAGUUGCUAAAGUCUAUGAUCACAAACUCCACCAGCACCUGGCCUUAAAGAUGGUUCGCAAUGAGAAGAGGUUCCAUCGCCAAGCUGCCGAGGAGAUCAGGAUCCUGGAGCACCUGAAGAAGCAGGAUAAAACAGGCAGCAUGAAUGUGAUCCACAUGCUGGAAAGCUUCACCUUUCGGAACCACAUCUGCAUGACCUUUGAACUCUUGAGUAUGAACCUGUAUGAGCUGAUUAAAAGGAAUAAGUUCCAGGGCUUCAGCCUCCAGCUGGUUCGGAAGUUCGCUCACUCCAUCCUGCAGUGUUUGGAUGCCCUUUAUAGAAACAAAAUCAUCCACUGUGACUUGAAGCCAGAAAAUAUCCUCCUAAAACAGCAAGGGAGGAGUGGAAUCAAGGUUAUAGAUUUUGGGUCCAGCUGUUUUGAGCACCAAAGAGUCUACACCUACAUCCAGUCCCGGUUUUAUCGGGCCCCAGAGGUGAUCCUGGGCAGCCGCUAUGGGAUGCCCAUAGACAUGUGGAGUUUUGGCUGUAUUCUGGUGGAGCUUUUGACUGGCUACCCUCUUUUUCCUGGAGAGGACGAGGCAGACCAGCUGGCCUGUAUCAUGGAACUUCUUGGAAUGCCACCUCAGAAGCUUUUGGAUCAAUCCAAGCGAGCCAAGAACUUCAUCAACUCCAAGGGUCACCCCCGUUACUGCACGGUGAUGACGCAGCCGGACGGGAAGGUGACCCUGAGCGGGAGCCGCUCGCGCCGGGGCAAGGUCCGGGGUGCCCCAGGGAACAAGGACUGGGUGACAGCUCUGAAGGGCUGUGAUGACCCCUUGUUCACUGGUUUCCUGAAGGACUGCCUCAGCUGGGAUCCUUCCACACGCAUGAUUCCCAGCCAGGCGCUGCGGCACCCCUGGAUCUGCAAACGGGUGCCCAAAGCAGCCGGCUUGGAGAAAAGCUCCGGCAGGCGGAUUUCGAGCUAUUCAGGUUCCUUCCAAGGAAUUGCUAACAAGUUGCCUCCUGUGGCUGCAGUCCCCAGCAAGCUGAGGGCCAGUCUGACCACUGAGCCCAGUGGCAACAUCCCUCUGUGUACUGUGCUCCCCAAACUGGUCAGCUAGUGGGGAGUGGUGGGUUCCCAGGAUACACCCUGUGUGUGUUAACUGUCUGUUCAUGCUGUGGGAGGAAACUAAAUGCAGGGGGUUUUGAUGGAUUUACUUUUUGUUAGGGGCUCGGCCUGGAAUACUGGAAGAUCAGUCAGAAAUGUGCACAUUAAAGGGCUGAUUUUAUCCAGUUGCUUCACUCACACCUGGUGCAUAUUCCACUGCUGAGGGUUCAGCUCAGCUGGGGAGUACAGAGACAGUUUGGCUGAUGUGCUGUUUAAAAAUGCUCAUUUAGAAAUCAAACCAUUUAUCAUGGUUCAACAGGUUCUUUUGCUUAAGGCAGGAAAGGAACUUGAUUUAAACUCUGUGUUUUCACUUAUCUCCAGCUGAACUAUUUCUGUUCCAGGGGAAAGUUUUUAAAUCUCUUGUCAAAAGCACAAAUGCAUUAAUGUAAUGCAUUAGGAACUUACUUGCAAAUUGCUUAAGUUUGAAGAAUUUUAUUUCUCUGCAUUGCUUUUCCCUUACCUAUCCUGGGAUUUUAAAAACUGUGAUGGGAUGUAGACACCAAAGGAAUUUGUUAUAGGAAAAGAAAAUACUGAGAUGAUAAAAUUUCAAAGCAGCAUAGAAAUGCCAUGAAACACAGGAUAUAUCUAAAUAAAACUACUAAUUUCUGUAACACUUGCUAUUUCCCCCUAAAAAUCUAUGGAAAGCUUGUAGGGGAACUUGGGAUCAGGCCUGGUCCAUCACAAGUGUGAGCCAGUUUGUUCAGGUAAUGAUUGAAUUAUCUGUUUCUUUGGAGCUCAGAUUUCCAUCAUCAGUUCUGCCAGGUGUGUGUCUUUGUUUUUCCCGUGUUUCUAAAACAAAAAUGUUGAACUUCAAGAGCUGGUUUAUAUCCAUGUUUGAGAUUCUGGUAAUUGCAAAAAAUUAUCUCUUUGUGUAGAGUGAAUUCCAUUGAACUACGUGAAGCUCUUUUAAUAAAAAUGCAAACAUGCCACCCCUGUCAGACAAGUAGAA
Vidua chalybeata is the source of this 2795-nucleotide messenger RNA. It is a transcript of the gene DYRK3, whose product is annotated as dual specificity tyrosine phosphorylation regulated kinase 3. NCBI's taxonomy places the organism in Eukaryota, Metazoa, Chordata, Aves, Passeriformes, Viduidae. Gene Ontology annotation, cellular component: nucleus. Gene Ontology annotation, molecular function: ATP binding; protein serine/threonine kinase activity; protein serine/threonine/tyrosine kinase activity. Bases 78 to 1799 code for a protein of 573 amino acids. The transcript has 3 exons. Gene Ontology annotation, biological process: peptidyl-serine phosphorylation; cytoplasmic stress granule disassembly; peptidyl-threonine phosphorylation. The record is from RefSeq and is a predicted model, not a curated record.